This is a messenger RNA of Fulvia fulva, 606 nucleotides long. RefSeq lists its product as uncharacterized. The coding region runs from base 1 to 606 and encodes 201 amino acids. The transcript has a single exon. NCBI's taxonomy places the organism in Eukaryota, Fungi, Ascomycota, Dothideomycetes, Mycosphaerellales, Mycosphaerellaceae. The record is from RefSeq and is a predicted model, not a curated record.
AUGUCAUCAGCAGAAGCAGCCACGGACAUCCUCCGUCAAGUACUGGAGGAGUUUGGCAGCGUGUUGAGUAUCCACGGCGAGUCGGAGGUUUUGGUCAGCGAUGCUGCCAUUGCCAAGUCCAUCUACGAAACCACAGAAUCUGUACGAACACCUUUCGGUCCCAGGAUCAUCGUCGCAUCGCAGGGACAAGCAGAUGCCUCUCAAGUGGAGGGCAUCCCCAACGCCAGCGUUGUGUCCGUAAAUGACAAGGCUUUCAAGAUGGACUUCUACACCCAUGCCGUUUUUGGAAUCCAGUCAGACGACCCGAAGUACGUCUUUGGAGGCUUGAAGCAUAUGCGCUACGGUCUUCGUCCAAAGGGGUAUGCUGUUGUCAUCUCGAUCAAGCAAGAAUCGGUCAAGCAGGAAGAUGGCACUUUUACCGUCUCUUUGGAGGACAAGAUGAAGUACCAGUCGCGAGGCAAAGUCAACACUCUGACGGACGUCGUGGAGUUUGCAGAAUUUGAGCGGGGCAGAAUCAAGUCUUUCGACAAGGUUGCUAAUGUUGGUGGCAAGGAGGUGCAAGCCGAGGUCAUAUUGGCCAAGAAAUGGGACCAGCUGUCCGCAUAG